GCGUUGCGAUUUUGGUCGUAGCACCGGAGCUGGCAGCUAACGGGCAAAGGGAGCGGAGCCACGGAGCCAGCGCAGUCCACGCCGAGCGGCUCUCCAACACUCCCCGACUUGAGCGCUCUGCGGAGGCUUCACGGACAGCCCACAGCGGGAAGUCGCCAACCCACGGUGUCCAUCCCUUCAUCAGCUCCGCUUUGGAUGUUACCGGUUCGCAUGGAGUCCCUGCAGAAAAGAGAUCAUCCAGCUAAUGUUAGCUAGCCGCGGACUGCACCGUGAGAACGAAGGAACGGAGAAGCUUGGAGCUGCCGCCGGCCGCUGUACACAGAGAGACGUCGGUAUCGACCGUGAGAAUGGGCCUCAUAUUCGCCAAACUCUGGAGCUUCUUCUGUAACCAAGAGCACAAAGUGAUCAUCGUGGGCCUCGACAAUGCAGGGAAAACCACUAUCCUCUACCAGUUUUUGAUGAACGAGGUGGUCCACACUUCGCCCACCAUCGGAAGCAACGUGGAGGAGAUCGUGGUGAAGAACACACACUUCCUGAUGUGGGAUAUAGGAGGGCAGGAGUCUCUCCGGUCCUCCUGGAACACCUACUAUUCCAACACAGAGUUCAUCAUCCUGGUGGUGGACAGCACGGACAGAGAGCGGCUGGCCAUCUCUAAAGAGGAGCUCUACAGGAUGCUGGCUCACGAGGACCUGCGGAAAGCAGCUGUGUUGAUAUUUGCCAAUAAGCAGGAUAUGAAGGACUGCAUGUCCGCGGCCGAGAUCUCCAAAUACCUCACCCUGAGCUCCAUCAAAGACCACCCCUGGCACAUACAGUCCUGCUGCGCGCUGACAGGAGAGGGAUUGUGCCAAGGUCUCGAGUGGAUGACCUCCAGAGCUGGACUCAGAUAGCCCCGCCCCCCCGGCCUGCGAUGGCCUGUCUACCUGCACCACCCCCGCGGUGGCCCGACACGUUGGCUCAUCCUUACCUUUUUUUUUUUUUUUUUUACUUCUUUAUUUUAUUUUUUCUAAAGUCAGAUUCGGGAGCGCUGCACCGAGGCUUCAGUGGAUCUGGUGCUCGUCCCGGUCAGCAGGAGUGAAGAAGAGACCUUUAAAGCAGGCUCUCACAGCGGAGGAGAGAGAGGACUCCGCCGCCGUUGACACUACAUACAUAUCAUGUUACAUUAAUCAGAGCAGAGGAUGCCAUAAGCACCAUGUGGAAGUCCACAUACACACACCAGGUCUUUUGUUUUUUUUGUAAUUUGUCACAAAGCAGUAUUGUGGAGGCUGUUUUGGUGGGAGGAUUUGUUACACUGCACAAUGACUCAUAAAAAGUUCUCAUGAUGUGUUUUGGUUCUCAGCACAGCUAUUGAUAUAUCCGUUACAUUUCAUUUCAGCUCCAUAAGCUACACUGUCGGUGGUUGUUCUCACUUAAAAUAAUAAUACUGGUGCCACAUUGAAUCAUGGGGGAACUACAGAAGUCCUAUUUUAUUACCUGUGAGCCUGUACUUGGGCAUUAUCGUGGUGUCGAUUUGCAGCAUUAAGCAUGCUAAUUUUUUUACUUUCUGUAUCCUCAAAAUUAACUUAACCAUGCAACAUGGUUUUAAAUGCAAAUACAACACUCGGUUUUAUUAACAGUAUUUUAAAUGUAAAUGCUCUGUUUUUUAAGGAAUGCGUUGUGACUUAUUUAAUUUCGUUUUUUGCUUCGUAGGCAUGACUUUCAUCAGCGUGAGUUAGCUCCUCGCCCAGGGUCUUUGAUUUCUGCGUCAUCUCCUUAAGUCAUAUUCCACCUUUUCUACUCUUCGAACAAAGGGAUCAGAACGAGUCGCCGCCGUCGAACAGGCGACACACACUUUAACGGGAAGCCGAGUAUCCGCUCAGUCGUUCAGUAGCAUAAACGCAAACCUAACGGCCGUUACAUAGUUUUUAAUACUUGAUCCUCAGCCUUAACCGAGCUGUUCCCAGUGUCUGGAGGGCUGCCUGUGACUUUUUUUUUUUUUUACCUCCCGUUCCCAUCUCCAACCUGGUAAAAGAAUUCCUCGAACUCGCCGACAGAUCUAUGCACGUGUCACUUUGAAACCUUGUUAAACCUUCUACAAGUUCUGCAGUGGCCAAAAAAGGAGGAGGUGCAUGAGUUUCAUCGAGUCAGAGUGGAGAAAGAACGGAACCAUUGGGGUCUGGGGGAGUGGGGGGGGGGGCGGGGGGUGUUGCCUCUGGGGUAUUUUGUGAGGAAGGUCCUUUUCACACCAGCCGUGCGGCCCCCAGACCGUUCACAGCGUUUACCUUGAGCUCACAGAGCGAGGAAACUGAUCAUACUGUGCGGUGACGUUUAGUCCGGGUCAUGUACUGUAUUUCAGCUCCAUUUCCAAUAAAAGUUUGUUUUUGAACUUU
Messenger RNA from Salarias fasciatus (jewelled blenny), 2366 nucleotides. RefSeq names its product ADP-ribosylation factor-like 8 (gene arl8). The record is from RefSeq and is a predicted model, not a curated record. The coding region runs from base 348 to 887 and encodes 179 amino acids. NCBI's taxonomy places the organism in Eukaryota, Metazoa, Chordata, Actinopteri, Blenniiformes, Blenniidae. Gene Ontology annotation, molecular function: GTP binding; GTPase activity. The transcript has 6 exons.